Messenger RNA from Lathyrus oleraceus (garden pea), 888 nucleotides. RefSeq lists its product as uncharacterized. Lineage: Eukaryota; Viridiplantae; Streptophyta; Magnoliopsida; Fabales; Fabaceae. The record is from RefSeq and is a predicted model, not a curated record. The coding region runs from base 1 to 888 and encodes 295 amino acids. The transcript is spliced from 2 exons.
AUGACUCGAAGGGCGCUCAAGUUUGGUUGCAAGCGUGCAGACACUCAAAAGGUUCAGUAUGGUACUCACAUGCUGUUAGAGGAACCAAAGUACUGGUGGAAUAAUGCUAGACAUAGAUUCGAGGCUAAUGUUAUUCUGAUUAUUUGGGCUAUUUUCAGGGGCGCAUUCUCGGAAAAAUAUUUCCCUACUGAUGUGCGUAGCAAAAAGGAGAUUGAAUUCCUUGAAUUUAAGCAAGGGGAUAUGACUGUUGCAAAUUAUACCGCCAAAUUUAUGGAAUUGUCUAGAUUUUGCCCUCACUAUAAUGGGGUAGAAGCUGUCCAAAUAGCUACUGAAUGCAAUAAUACUGGUGUUGCUUGCUUCAACUAUGGUGAGACCUGUCAUAUUAGUACACCGUGUCAAAAGCCUAAAAAGACUGAGGAUGUGAAAGCUGGUGGAAGGGUUUUUGCUCUUAGUGAUGCAAAUGCCUCUAAGUCUGAUAAUCUAGUCCGAGGUAUUUGUUUCAUUAAUGACAUUCCUUUAAUUACUAUCAUUGAUAUUUGUGCGACACAUUAUUUUGUAUCUACUGAUUGUGUGAAGAGAUCGGGUCUUGUGGUGUCUGCUAUGAAUGGUAGCUUGGUUAUCGAUACUCCAACGAAUGGGUCGGUAACUACUUAUUUAGUUUGUUUGAAUUGUAUGUUGGCAAUAUAUGGUAGGGAGUUUGGCAUAAACUUAGUUUGCUUACCGUUGAGUCAACUUGAUGUUAUCUUGGGUAUAAAUUGGUUGGAGUUCAACCGUUUCUAUAUCAACUGCUAUAACAAGACAAUAUUGUUUCCUGAGUUUGUGGAAGAGAAAUGUCCUCAGCUUAUUUCUGCUAGACAAGUUGAAGAGUUAAUGAAAGACGAAGCUUAA